Molecule: messenger RNA, 276 nt
Organism: Parnassius mnemosyne (clouded apollo)
Lineage: Eukaryota; Metazoa; Arthropoda; Insecta; Lepidoptera; Papilionidae
Source: the annotation of a GenBank genome assembly
AUGGUCGUUAUAAACUUUCGGCCUGUGUAUUUAAAGCGGUUGUACCACGGAAUCGUUGGCAAUGUACCCGAAAUAAGAGUAUUAGCCGAGAUGUUGGCUGUUCCAUUUAACUGGGAGACUUCUGCAGGAUAUAAAAUAUUACUCAGGACAAUAUCAUUGUUACAAGACAACUCCUUCAAACAGAAUCUUUCAGCCAACUGCAAACGCCGCAAGGACAAUGGAGGACGCACUUCAUAUACAGAAGGCUUCACAUUUAGAGCGACCACAGUUGGGUAG